AUGCACAUAGCGUUGCAGACGCCUCGAAUCCUCGUUUCUAUCUUCAAAAUGAGAUACGAGGGCCGUCUGAAAAAGAUAUUCCCCGUUGAUUCGUCCAACGAGCUGGACUCUGAAAUGAGGGAUAUCCAGCCAGAAAUGAACCCAGCAGGUGACAUUGAAAUGACCAUGGCCAAUAAUCCGGAGGCACCGCUAGAGUUUGAUCCCACAUUCUUUGACCAGUCCAUGCUCUCCACCAUAAAUUGGCUUCCUGGCGGGUUGCUCUCUGGCACUCCUAAUGGCCACGCGCAGUCUAGCGGUAUUUCCUCGCAAUACAACCAAUCUCUCAGCCCAAGUGCCUACUUCUCCCGGACGGCGUGGCAACCACCGGUUAUCAAUGCUGGGCAAACCAGUUCUUUGCAACCAGAGAGGGUCUCCCAGACACCCUCCGUACAUGUUUCUGUAGGAAACCACAUGGGAAGCCCUAAUCAAUAUUCCCACGGUAUCAGCGAGCCUUCUCCUCAUACCGAAUCAGUGCAUUCUGCCAAGGGAUCAGCAGACUACUAUAUCGAUGGUGCGCCAUCCAGACUCCCAAAGUACGGAAAGAUACACACCCCUUGGUCCAGCGAAUCGGUAGAGCCGGUCGAUAUUAGCAGGCAGCUGCUCAUUGAAGAUGGCGAGCACCGGUUCGACUUCCCUAUCAUCUCCGAAGUGCGAACAGAUCAGAUAUCGGAAGAUAUAGCCCGGUUCGCACGACGGAUUGAGACAUCCACCCACGAUGAGAUUUACCGGCAUUUCCUCAAACUAUGCUGCAAUGAAACUCCAUUUUUUGAGGUGUUCGAAACGGAGAGAUUUCCCACCGCGGAUGAAUGCAACCAGUUUAUCUUCUUCUUCUUUGAUUCAUUUCAGGCCGUUUACCCGAUAUUGCAUCUUCAUAAAUUUGAUCCGAACACAAGCCAUUGGCUCUUGACUUUGUCAAUAAUUGCACUCGGCUGCCACAUGUCCCACAUUUCGGAGAUAGAACAGUGUACAACUGCUUUCCACGAGCUGAUUCGGAGGGGUAUCUAUCUUGAGAAAGAAAGGAGCCGCCCUGGUGAGGCUUCUCUUGAGAUAUUGCAAGCUAUGUUGUUCAAUUGUAUUGGGCUUCUCCAUAGUAGGAGCGAGCGAGAAAAGGCCUCGGCCUUAAGCACCUUUGGUGACUUGGUGACACUCAUGAAAACUUCCAGGUUAUUGACACCGGUGCGAACAAAAUUCAAUGAGGCGUCACAAGACGCAGCUUGGACAUCUUGGAUUCAAGAUGAGGUCAGGAGACGCACCGGCUAUUGUAUAUGGCUCGUGGAUUGUACUCUUGCAUAUUACUUUGAUGAUCGACCUUUGUUGUCUCUAGAUGACGGACAAGCUGCAUUGCCCGCACAUGAGAAGCUAUGGCAAGCAUCCUCCGCAGAGACAUGGAAGCCACUGUGCGCGACGUCAUUUACCAACGAAUCCUUAUACGACGCAGUCCACAUCCUCUACAUUGAGAAGAGAGUAGUAUCCGGGAUAGGAGAAUUCAGUCACAUUCUACUCAUCCACGCUCUCUACCACCGAAUGUGGGAAGUGGGUGACUACUUCCGCCGCCCACUAUCCUUCUGGAACCCGACAGCGAAGAAGCAAUCGUGCGAGACCGCCAUUCCCACAGGCUCAGUCUGGCUCCCAGGAAUCCCCUCGUACUCAAAAUGGCGCAACAGCGCCUGCGACUGCCUAGACAUCCUCCACUGGACUGCCAACAGCACCGUAGCCAAAGCCGCAGGUCUCGAGCACCCAACCAUCCUUCACCUCCACACCGCCCGACUAUUCCUCCUCGCUCCGUUCCGCGAAAUGCGCUCCCUCGCGACCUCCCUAGCAACAGAAAAGCAACGCUGGGGCAAACGACACCAGAGCCUUGAGUGGCAGUACAUCUGGCGCUGGAUGAAACACGACCAAUACAAAGCCCGGCUAUCAAUCAUUCACGCCGGUGUCACCCUCUGGCAUAUCCGCCGCUACUCGACGAACGCAUUCCACGAGCCUGUCGCAGCAUUCAUCGCUGUUCUGACGCUGUGGGCGUAUGGAUCAUGUCACCCGCAUACGUCCCAUGAGUCCAGUCCGCGAGCAGGGCAGCUUCAUGAACCGAGUUUUAUUCAUCUUGAUCGGCCGUGCGAUGAUGAGCUUGUGCAGCUUUUUGUAAGGGAGGGUCAUGCUAUGAGAGGGAACGUUACUGGUGUUGGUGAUAUAUGUGGGCCUGAGGGUCCGGAAAGGGUCCUGCGGGUUGGAUGUGAGAUUCUUUCGGGCUUGACGGCUUGGAGUAUUUCGAAGAAGUUCGUGGCUAUCUUGACACGGCUUGCGGAUUUGAGCUCGUAUCAUUCCUCUUGGGAACAGAACCGUCGGCAUGAUACUGAGCAUGUCUGA
This is a messenger RNA of Penicillium expansum, 2400 nucleotides long. RefSeq lists its product as uncharacterized. NCBI's taxonomy places the organism in Eukaryota, Fungi, Ascomycota, Eurotiomycetes, Eurotiales, Aspergillaceae. The coding region runs from base 1 to 2400 and encodes 799 amino acids. The record is from RefSeq and is a predicted model, not a curated record. Gene Ontology annotation, molecular function: zinc ion binding; DNA binding. The transcript is spliced from 5 exons. Gene Ontology annotation, biological process: DNA-templated transcription.